AUGGCGUCUUUGAAGAACUACAACAUGAAGAUUCUGUUGGAAACAGUUGUUGUGUUUUGUCUUUGUUCAUUUUCUUUGGUUUCUUCACACAGCAGAAAAUUCACAACACCAAACGUGACACGUCUAACAGAUCAGUUCAGUAGAAUCGCCAUCGAAAGCGGCUUCUCCAAACGUUUUGGCGAUCACAAUAUUAUCGUCAAUGGCUCUCUGGCCAAACUCACUCUCGACAAAUCCUCUGGUGCUGGGUUGGUGACAAAGAACACGUAUCAUUAUGGAUUUUUCAGUGCAAGACUCAAGCUUCCCGCUGGAUUUGCCUCUGGUGUUGUGGUUGCUUUCUAUCUGUCAAAUGCUGAGAGUUAUCCAAAGAACCACGACGAGAUAGAUAUAGAAUUGUUGGGUAGAAGCAGGAGAGACGAUUGGUCGAUCCAGACGAAUGUGUAUGCAAAUGGGAGUUUGAAAACAGGAAGAGAAGAGAAGUUCUAUUAUUGGUUUGAUCCAACUCAAGCCUUUCACGACUACACUCUCAUUUGGAAUUCUCACCAUAUUGUAUUUUUGGUAGACAACAUUCCGGUUAGACAAUUUCCGAACCGAGGAGCAUUCAUGAGCGCGUAUCCGUCUAAACCGAUGUCUCUAUACGUCACCGUUUGGGACGGUUCAGAAUGGGCCACCCAUGGCGGUAAGUAUCCCGUCAACUACAAGUAUGGCCCCUUUGUGGCUUCCAUUGCUGACGUAAAGUUAAGCGGCUGCUCUGUUAAUGGCUCCUCUACUGGGCCUGGGCCAUGUACCAAGUCAGGCGGGUCGGUUUCAAGUCUGGACCCUGUUGACGGUCAAGAUUUUGCUACAUUAUCAAAGAAUCAGAUCGCAGCCAUGGAUUGGGCUAGGAGAAAGCUAAUGUUUUACUCUUAUUGUAAUGAUAAGUCGAGAUACAAAGUCAUGCCUGCUGAGUGCUGA
Eruca vesicaria subsp. sativa (arugula) is the source of this 951-nucleotide messenger RNA. NCBI's taxonomy places the organism in Eukaryota, Viridiplantae, Streptophyta, Magnoliopsida, Brassicales, Brassicaceae. The record is from the annotation of a GenBank genome assembly.